AUGUCUGCCGCUACCUUGGAUCUAACCGCGCCAAACGGCACCAAGAUCAGCCUCCCCACUGGUCUCUUCAUUAACAAUGAGUUUGUCAAAGGAAACAGCGAUUCUAAGAUCACAGCCAUCAACCCAAGCAACGAGUCUGAAAUUGCCUCAGUUGAGGCAGCAUCAGCCGACGAUGUUGACAGGGCCGUGAAAGCAGCCCGCGCAGCACUGAACGCUCCCGGAUGGGGGGACAUCUCCAACACCGACCGCGGUCGGCUCAUGUUUAAGCUUGCCGAUCUUGUUGAGAAACAUGAAGCGGCGUUGGCGACUCUUGAGACUUGGAAUGGCGGCAAACCCUACAAUGUUGCUCUUGGCGAGGACGUCGCUGAGACAAUCGCCACUCUCCGCUACUACGCUGGCUGGGCAGACAAGAUCCACGGCGAGACAAUCCCAACUACACCCAAAAAGUUUGCUUACACAUUGAAACAACCUAUUGGAGUGUGUGCCUCGAUCAUCCCCUGGAACUACCCAAUCAUGAUGGCGGCUUGGAAGCUGGGCCCGGCGUUGGCAUGCGGCAACACCGUUAUUAUGAAGCCUGCUGAGCAAACGCCUCUCUCAAUCUUGUACUUCGCGAACCUGGUGAAGGAAGCUGGGUUUCCUGCUGGUGUCAUCAACAUUGUGAAUGGCUUCGGGAGGGAAGCUGGCCAUGCACUGGCUUCUCAUCCUGACGUCGACAAGGUUGCCUUCACCGGCUCCACGACAACUGGACGUCAGAUCAUGAAGGCAGCUAGUGCCAACAUCAAAAACAUCACUCUCGAGACGGGCGGAAAGUCACCUCUUCUGGUCUUCAAGGACGCCGAUCUCGAUCAAGCCGCCAAGUGGGGACACGUCGGAAUCAUGAGCAACCAGGGUCAGAUUUGCACAUCCACGUCCAGAAUCUUGGUCCAAGAAGAGGUCUACCAGGAUUAUGUGUCUCGCUUCAAGAAAAUCUGCCUGGAGAAUAAGGUCGGCGACCCCUUCGACGAUGACACGUUCCAGGGCCCUCAGAUCACCAAGGCGCAGUAUGAGAAGAUCCUUAGCUACAUACAGGCCGGCAAGGAUGAAGGCGCUAGCCUGGUGACUGGCGGUGUUCCGUACAAGAACGUCGGCGAUGGCAAGGGAUUUUUUAUCGAACCCACUGUCUUCUCUGAUGUGAAGAAGGACAUGCGAAUCUUCCAAGAGGAAGUUUUUGGCCCAUUCGUUGCCAUAACCCCGUUCAAGACGGAAGAAGAGGCCGUUUCUUUGGCAAACAAUACUUCCUAUGGACUCGGUGCGGCGCUAUUUUCCAGGGAUAUUGAGCGAUGCCAUCGCGUCGCCGCUCGUCUAGAGUCGGGCAUGGUCUGGAUUAAUAGCUCCAAUGACUCGGACAUCCGUGUUCCAUUCGGUGGUGUUAAGCAGAGUGGCAUCGGUCGUGAACUGGGAGAAGCUGGCCUUGCCGCCUACUCGCAGACAAAGGCUGUGCAUGUUAACUUGGGUUAUGUACUAUAA
Colletotrichum graminicola M1.001 is the source of this 1506-nucleotide messenger RNA. Its product is annotated as aldehyde dehydrogenase. Gene Ontology annotation, molecular function: oxidoreductase activity, acting on the aldehyde or oxo group of donors, NAD or NADP as acceptor. The record is from RefSeq and is a predicted model, not a curated record. NCBI's taxonomy places the organism in Eukaryota, Fungi, Ascomycota, Sordariomycetes, Glomerellales, Glomerellaceae. The transcript is spliced from 3 exons. The coding region runs from base 1 to 1506 and encodes 501 amino acids.